GGAACCCAAGCCUAUAACAUAGGCUGCUCUAGCUUAACAGGGGUUGGGCGGCACAGAUCCUCACCCCCUGGGUCUCCUCUUACCCAUCAUCCCAACUCCUCUAAAGCCUGUGCGCCUCUAGUCUACAAAGAUGUAGAGACAGGGUGACUGUGAAAUGGGGGAGAUCUUGGCGGGGCAGAGGACGUGGGAUCUCAUUGUCCUCCCAGCCCUCUGACCCUCUCAGGAAGCCCCUCAAAUAAAAGCUGAAUCUUAAAAAAAAAAAAAAAAAGGGAAGGGGAAAGAGAGAUGGACUUAGCAGUGAGAGAGACAGAAAAUCAGAUGGUGCACAGAGAGAGUGCGAAGGAGGCACCAACAGCUAGAAGAGGAGAUGGAAUUGGUGGCCAGCGGAGUCUGGUGAAAGGGGGGACAGGCAGAGGUGGGGGCUGGGGUAGGAAGAGAUGGCAUUUUUCAGGGAGCAGUGGCUCCCGGGGCACAGGGGACUUCGAGGAAAAUGUGCCAGGACCCACCAGCAGAAUGAGGUGGGCAGGUCUCAGAGGCUGCAGGAAGUUGAGGGCCAGAGCGGGGCACCUUCCCACCCCACUGGCCUUCUGCCCCAAGUUCACGUGCGAGUUAGAGAGAGAGAGAGACUGCUGCAAAGCCAGGCCUGGUGCAAGGUGGGGUACAGGAAAAGGGACCCCAGAUCUGUGUGGGAGGAUCCAUUCCCUGUUUGGCCGCCAGAGGAAAAGUGUGGCCUGAACCCUCAAGGCCUUUACUGCGGCCUAAGGACAUCUCACCCCACGUGGCAAGGGGGCCUGCUGGUGGGUUCCCUGACCCUGCCUCUGCGCGCCUGCACCGCCUCUGGCCCUGCCCGCCUGUCCAGCCGCCUCGCUAUUGGCUGCACCGUCCGGGGAGCACCCGGCGGGGUAAUUAACGAAAGAUUAAUGAGAGCCCCAAAGUCAACAGAAAAAUCAAUGGGCCGCGGAGCCCAAGAGGCGGCUGCGCAGUCGUGCGGGGGAAGGGCAUCGGGGGCAUUGCUCCCAGCGCGGGGGCCUCACCUGGACGGACGAUCAGCGCUGCUGUGGUCAGCCUGCGGCGAUGCCAGCCCCGGCCUCAGCCCCUACUGAAGCUCUACCAGUGGUCUCUCCAGAAGCACAGGAGCCUGGCAAAACUCCGGCCAAGGAGAGCCAAGCAGCCAUGGGGGCUGAGGGGACAAAGGCCCCUGCCCCACCGGUCCAGAAAUCCUGGCUGGUGAGGCAUUUUUCACUGCUGCUGCGGCGGGAUCGGCAGGCCCAGAAGGCCGGGCAGCUCUUCUCGGGGCUCCUGGCCCUCAACGUGGUGUUCCUGGGCGGCGCCUUCAUCUGCAGCAUGAUUUUCAACAACGUGGCCAUCACGCUGGGCGACGUGUGGAUCCUGCUGGCCACGCUGAAGUCCCUGUCCCUCCUCUGGCUCCUCUACUACACCGCUGGCACCACCCGCCGGCCACACGCCGUGCCCCACCAGGACCCUCACGCGGGACCCAUCUGGGUGCUGGGCUCCCUGGUGCUCUUUGGCAGCUGCACCAUCUGCCUCAACAUCUUCCGCGUGGGCUAUGACAUCAGCCACAGUGGCUGCAAGUCGCAGCUGGAGCUCAUCUUCCCUGCCAUCGAGAUCAUCUUCAUGGGCGUCCAGACCUGGGUGCUCUGGAAACACUGUAAGGACUGUGUUCAGGUCCAGACCAACUUCACUAGGUGUGGCCUGAUGCUGACCCUGGCCACGAACCUGCUGCUGUGGCUUCUGGCUGUCACCAAUGACUCCAUGCACCACGAGAUCGAGUCCGAGCUCAACACCCUCGUGAAGAAGUUCUCAGGCAACGACACCAACACCUGUCUGUGCCUCAAUGUCACCAUGUGCAAGGUCUUCCAGAAGGGCUACCUGAUGCUCUACCCCUUCAGCACCGAGUACUGCCUCAUCUGCUGUGCUGUGCUCUUCGUCAUGUGGAAGAACGUGGGCCGCCGCCUGGCAUCCCACGUAGACGGCCACCCCAGGACCCCACCCUUCCACCUGCACGGAGCCAUCUUUGGGCCGCUACUGGGCCUGCUGGUGCUGGUGGCAGGCGUGUGCGUCUUCGUGCUUUUCCAGAUCCAAGCCAGUGGCCCUGCCAUCGCACGCCAGUAUUUCACCAUCUACUAUGCCUUCUAUGUAGCCGUGCUGCCCGCCAUGAGCCUGGCAUGCCUGGCGGGCACGGCCAUUCACGGGCUGGAGGAGCGAGAGCUGGACACUCUCAAGAACCCCACCCGCAGCCUGGACGUGAUGCUGCUGAUGGGCGCUGCUCUGGGCCAGAUAGGCAUCUCCUACUUCUCCAUCGUGGCCAUCGUGGCCACCCGCCCCCACGAGCUGCUCAACCGCCUCAUCCUGGCCUACUCGCUGCUGCUCAUCCUGCAGCACAUAGCCCAGAACCUCUUCAUCAUCGAGGGCCUACACCGGCGCCCACUCUGGGAGGCAGCGCCCGAGAGCCUGGCUGGGAAGCGAGAGGCUGAGCCGCCCCGCAGGGGAUCCCUGCUGGAGCUGGGCCAGGAUCUGCGGCGGGCUUCAUUGGCCUACAUCCACUCCUACAGCCACCUCAACUGGAAGCGGCGGGCCCUCAAGGAGAUCUCACUCUUCCUCAUCCUCUGUAACAUCACACUCUGGAUGAUGCCCGCUUUUGGCAUCCACCCGGAAUUCGAGAACGGGCUGGAAAAAGAUUUCUAUGGCUACCGGACGUGGUUCACCAUCGUCAAUUUUGGCCUGCCCCUGGGCGUCUUCUACCGCAUGCACUCUGUGGGGGGGCUGGUGGAGGUCUACUUGGGGGCUUGAGGGUGCCCAGGGAACCCACCCUCUGCAGAACCCCAAAGUGCCACAGCCAGGGAAAACAUAUUCCAGAUGCCCUGUUCCAGGGGGACCUAGACCAGCCCGGGUUCCCCAGCACCACCUCUUCCCAGGUGCUCUCUGAGAAGGGGGCUGUCUGCACACAGCCCAAGGGCAGGGCCACGACACUGAGCUGCUGAUGCCCAUGCCCACAACUGUGUGCACACCUGCCCCGAUUCACCACCUCAAUCAGUGUAGCCAAGAAGCCCCAGCUACUCUCCGGGAAGUUCAGCCCUAAAUGAUUGAGUUCCAGGGAGCCUGGGGAGGGGGCCCUACCCAGCUAGGCCUCCGCAGUCUGCCUCCUGCACGGGCCAAGCUCAGCCCAGGACAUCUGGAAGCUCGUGGCUCAGCAGGCAAUGCUGCCCUUCUCUCCCCACAUGCUCUGUUCCCUAAUGAGCUCAUUAAUUAGCUGCUAGGCAGGGUUCAACAGCUCUCUCCUGCUGCCAUAAACCCUGUUUGUUUGAUCGAUUACAUUGGGCUUCGUGGCAUUUAUUCUUGGGCACAGAGCUGCCACUCGGCAUAUGGUGGGAAGGGACAGUCCUCCUGGGCUGGUCUAUAGAGCUGGGACAGUCCUGUUUCUGGGCCAGGAGGGGUCUACACCCUUUGUCUGAUCCACGGGAGGAGGGGCAAGCGAGGGACCUGAGGCUCUCGCAUCCCCCCACCCCUCGCCAGCACGCCUUUCCCCCAGGACAGAGCCCCGGGUGCUUUCUGUGCCCACUCAUCGCCAGGGCUGUGGCCUCUGGCUGCCUAGUCCCCAGGCCUUUCGGAUCCUCUGAACCAUGGGGUGGGGAGGAAAGGCACUGACAGCCCAUCCAUCUCUCUCAGCCCAGCGCAAACACUGGCGAGGCCCAGGG
Sus scrofa (pig) is the source of this 3716-nucleotide messenger RNA. RefSeq names its product otopetrin 3 (gene OTOP3). The record is from RefSeq and is a predicted model, not a curated record. Lineage: Eukaryota; Metazoa; Chordata; Mammalia; Artiodactyla; Suidae. Gene Ontology annotation, cellular component: membrane. Gene Ontology annotation, molecular function: proton channel activity. Gene Ontology annotation, biological process: proton transmembrane transport.